Drosophila elegans is the source of this 1889-nucleotide messenger RNA. RefSeq lists its product as uncharacterized. NCBI's taxonomy places the organism in Eukaryota, Metazoa, Arthropoda, Insecta, Diptera, Drosophilidae. The transcript has 5 exons. The record is from RefSeq and is a predicted model, not a curated record. Bases 290 to 1405 code for a protein of 371 amino acids. Gene Ontology annotation, biological process: hemocyte migration.
CACCGCAUCGAAAACACUUCUCGCUCGGUUAAGAUACAGAUACAGAUCCAAGGCAGAUCCUUUGAAACACAAAAGUCUGAAUAUAAUAAAUCGGAGUGUUGUAGUACGUGGAAGUGUCUAAAAGUGAAAACAAUUUCGGCAAACAAACUGUGUAAAAAGAGAAGUGCCUAAUGCAUAAUAUUGUGUAUCCGGUAAAAUAAAAAUACUGCCAUCAGUAUUCUAAUCACAAGUAGCUUAAAAUAUUAAAAGACACCAAUCUUUUUCAAUUCGGUUGAAAAAAUAAUUUAUAAUGAAUUACCUAAGUGUGCUGGCGAUAAUCGCCAUCUUCAUUAAGAAGACGACAUACGCAUCUCCCAGUUUUCCGUUCGGCAUAAAUAACAAUUAUCUUGGCGUGAGGAAUUUGACCUUGCCCAGGACCACAUCACACCCACACUCGUAUCGCCCCCUCCUGCCUGCAAGAGAAUUCUACAAGGAGCGCAGCGACAACAAGGAGGAUGACGACGAUCGCGAGUUUUUUCACAAGCGAGUGGCACGUGGUCAUCCGGCUAGCUUCAAUGCCCCCAGGUUGCUGGGUGAAGACAAUCACCUCUAUUUCACAGACGCCGACGACAGGAACGAUGACUAUCAAUCGGAUCAGCCGGGCAUUCUGAUGGACAUUAAGGGGAAGCAACUGGGAGCCCAAAAAGACGUCGACGAACAUAGGGAAAGGCCGUUCAAUAGAACUUACAAUGCGCAACUCCUCCGCUUGGCCGCAGAGCACCUGAGGUUGAUGGCCGCCGAGGGCGCCUGCCAGGUGCCAAAGCCGGAGGUGGUCCACAUCUCGAGGGAGACCAACACGGUCUACUCCCCUCGAGCCACGAUCCUGCACCGGUGCAGGGACACGUACGGGUGCUGCGCUGCGGGGUCCACCUGCCAGGCAAAGUCCAACGAGACCGUGGAGCGGGUAUUCAUCAAGCAGAUCGGCCGGUUCUCCUGGCCCGAAAUCAAGUACAUGGAGAACCACACGGAGUGCGAGUGCGUGAAGGUGGAGAUGCGCCGCAAGCGGAGCCCCAUCUGCCAAUGCCCGAAGCACUUCAUCGACUUCAGCCGGCCAGGAACCUAUCCGGAGGCGGAGGAGGAUGAGGAUGAGGACGACCAGGUGAUGGGUCUUUUGGAGCGAAAGGAGCGAAAGGGGCACCGCUGCCGAUGCGACUGCCACCUCAGCGAUGACACGUGCAAGAGGCUGAAGAAUGGCGUGGAGGGAUUCUCGGUGAUGGAACGGCGUCUCAUUCUAGGUGGAGCCAUCAGUGCGCCAUUUUGCAAUUACGGUCCCUAUGAUGUGAAAAAAGGCCGUUGUCCGGGACUUCCAAAUCGGAACCUAAAUCUGCAACAUUUCCAGACGAGGCGCCAGCAUGGCAAGAGUUAAACCAAAAUCCCCAUUGAAAUCAAUCAAUCCAGAACUGUGCAUAAACUAAAAACUAAUUAUACAACACUACUAUUUAAUGAUACACAUGAGCCAUUGAACGAAACGAAUCUAGAACUGAUCCUUUGGAUUCACUAAAUGCAUUUUAUGGGAAAUUCCAUAUGCUUAGUCGUAGUAAUAUGAUCUAAAUUAUCAAAUGCCUUUUCCUAAUGUUAAAGGCCAGCUUGGGCUUUCGAUACUUUAUAAACAAUUACAAAUGAUUUUUGCAGAGGUACUCCUAAAAUGUACUUUUAUAGUAACUAAUGCUGAAAGUAAGAUGCCAGUGAAAACAGUAAGAAACAAAAAUACAUAAAAUAGAGACCCAAGUUCCGAUCAGAAGAAGUAUUGUCAAACAACAUUCGAGUGUACUUAAGUAAACGUCGAUUAAGUUCAUCUAAGCUACUUAUGUAAUAUAUUUGUAUACAAUUAAACGAUACUUCUAGUCACA